This is a messenger RNA of Exophiala xenobiotica, 5805 nucleotides long. RefSeq lists its product as uncharacterized. Gene Ontology annotation, biological process: positive regulation of transcription by RNA polymerase I; maturation of SSU-rRNA from tricistronic rRNA transcript (SSU-rRNA, 5.8S rRNA, LSU-rRNA). The record is from RefSeq and is a predicted model, not a curated record. Gene Ontology annotation, cellular component: small-subunit processome; t-UTP complex; 90S preribosome. The transcript has a single exon. Lineage: Eukaryota; Fungi; Ascomycota; Eurotiomycetes; Chaetothyriales; Herpotrichiellaceae. The coding region runs from base 111 to 5597 and encodes 1828 amino acids. Gene Ontology annotation, molecular function: snoRNA binding.
AUGCUUUUGCCCUUCACACCGCAGAGAAAGUCUCCUUUGCCGUUGAAUUCGAUGUUCACUUACCCCUGAUGUCCUCGUAGCACUCUCUCUGCGCGGUAAAGACACCCGCAAUGACAUCGACCUUCGCCACACAGUUGCGCAGCAUCGCCGCAAAUGCCAACAACGAGUUAGAUCUCCGCGCCCGUCGAGAUGCUCAUGCCGAAUCUCUCAUAUUCGAUCGACCGGUGGCUGCGAAGCAAGAUUGGGAUACAAUUUACCAAAUAUGCGUCGAUGGCUUUCAAGAGUUGUGCCUGUUAGACUCGAGACUGCGGGAAUUCGAGCAGAACCUUUACAGCCCCCAGGCCAAGGAUCAAGACAGAGAACAAUUAAGCAAAACACAGAACGAAGCUCUCGGAGUCGUGGUAGAGCGAUGUUUGGCCCUACUUGGGUCCAAAGUCGUCCUCCGCCCGGGUGUAAGAGCGGUCGAGUGGCUCAUCAGAAGAUUUCGGGUCCACGUCUACAACACCAGUGCCCUUCUUGCAACUUUCCUACCUUACCACGAGACCCUCGUCUUCCGAAGCGUUCUGAGCAUCAUACCUGCAAAUAAAAUUGUCAACGAGUGGAAAUUCCUAGGACCUUACCACAAAAUCGCAGCCAAUGUACCCCGCCACGCUUUGGUCUACAGCGCCAUUAAUAACAACGCAUUCUUCUCAUACUUCAACAAUUACACGUUGCGGGCCUGCCAGGAGGGCGCUGGUCAUCCACAUCUGGUCCGGUUCUGGGGAAGCCUGGUGAUUGAGGCGGUAACAGGACGCCUCAAUCAAGUCAGAAGUGGGAGGAAAGAGGUGGAGAAACAACGACUAGAAGACGCUCUGCUGAAAAUAUUUCCAUUCCUAGUUGAGGGCUUCGAGAUCAGGGAUUGCCCAGAAGUCUCUGUGACAUGCUUCACGACAGCCCUUCUUCUGGCAAGCAAUUCAAGUCUUGAAGAUAGCACGAUCGAUUCUUUGAUGAGAGCAGUCGCACCACACAUCGCCGACACCGGUUCCGACCCGAAGUCAGCAUUGGCGUGUGUGACCAUCCUUGCUGCCAGGAAAACUGAAAUCAAGGUACCAAAGGUCGUCCUUGACACUUUUAUCAAAAUGAGUGACCUGAAAGAAAGACUGCUCGAGCUCAAAAGCCAAGUGCCUGUCGAUACGUUAGUCGAAAGUCUGAUCACCUCGUCGCUCGCAGGUUUGAAAAGGUCGAACUUGGAAGCUCGGGUUACCUUCAUUGAGAGGCUGUUUGACAUGAGCCCCGAGGUGGUAGAUGCAACGAUUACUAGCAGUCUCAUUGCAAUCCUGCUGCGCAAGUUGAAAGCUACGACUGACGAUACUACUCGAGGACAGCUUAUCCCUCUGCUGCAGAAGCUAAAUGAUAAUGUUGCCUUCUCCCCUGCGUUUUCGCAGGCUGUGCAGCUGGCGGGCCAGUCCUUUACCGAAGUUGAGGCGGCUAUUGAAGGCACCAUUGAGACGACGACCGGCCUUGGUUUGAUUGAAUCUGACCGGAUGGAGCUCGACGGGCCAAGAACAGAAGUCUUUCCUGAAUCUGAGAAGCUCGAUUCCAUGUUGGCUAGUCUUCCCUCAAAAUCCGUCGACUUGUCAUUCUUGACGGCCAGACCCUCUGCUUUAUUUGAGCAACUUUCCCAGGCUUUCGCGCUCUCCCGUAGCAGUGAUGAGGCUAUCGCCCGGUUUCAGACUUUGUCGCUAUGGGGCGAUCCUCAGGAACAGCCUUCGGAUUUGCAAACGAGCUUUUUGUUGCGGGUUGCCUGCAGCGCUGUUCCAGCCUCGCACCAAGCCACGGCGCUUCAAAUUCUCUCCGGAGGUUUCGAGAAGCGGUCCCAACAGCCGUCACAAUUGUUACUUCCUUAUCUAACGGCUCUGCUGGCUGAUCCAGCUCAGGCUGUGAGACGAGCAACCGUUGCCUGUGUACUGGCUUUGCGGAAACGCUUUUCGGAGCUUUCAAAAGAAGAUGCCGGUGCGUCGAAGGGGACAGAUGUUUAUGAUGGCCUGACCAUGACGAACAUCAAGUUACUGCCACCGAGCCAGACGGUCAAGCUCCUCGAUCAGGUUUAUCUCCCGACUCUGGAAGAAUGUGUCCUUGAUGCUUCGCACAUACGCGCGGCACUAGAGAUUGCUUUCGAUAGUCCUUCUCGGUCUUCUUCCACGGGCGUUAAAGCCGCCAAAGUCGAGCUGAAGAAGUCUUUGAAACACGAUUUAUUCGAACUACUGACAGACUGCGCAGUAGGUAGUCCCCUAUUGAAAGUCAGACUUCGCAUUAUCGAGCUACUCGUUGGUGUCCAAAAAGUGGGCAGCACAAGCACGAGCAAGGCUUUGGCGCCUGUGAUCAAGCACUGGGCAUCGCUGAACGAAGAUGAGGCUCAGGGGCUGGCCACAUUGAACGGACUGUCACUUUCUCACGUUGACGCUGUAAUGGUUCAAGUUAUCAAUGGUCAAAGCAAAGACGCAGUUGAACAAGUUCUUGGGAUGCUGAAUGAGGCAAGAUCUCAUAUGAGGUCGGACUUGGUGGGAGCCUUUUUCGAACGACUUCUCGUCAUCUGGAAAGACCUCCGGCACGAAUCGCAAUUUAUAUCUGGAGCUGCAUUGUUCCAGAUGGCAUUCUCCGACUUCAGCAGCAUCGCAAGCGGGAGCCGUAACGUACUACAGUCCGUUACACUUUCGACAGAUUUACUUUCUUCCUUCCUCGAAUUAUCAUACGCAAGUGUUGCUGAGCUGCAGAUUGAUGCACCACCUAAAAAGAAGCGGAGAACCAGCCAUGGUCGUGACAGUCUCCCUCGGGAAUUGCUCGUGGCGAUGAAUGACAUGGAAUCGCGGCUAACGUUUGCCUUAGAGCUUCUCGAAAACUCCGGACCCGAAAAUCAUUCUCGAUUGAUGGGAGAUUUAUUUGAAGUCCUGGUCACACUGAGACGCACUGCAAGCAGCGGCGUUCCAGAGUCUCCUUACUUGAUCACUUUGUGCCUGAGCAGUAUAUUGGCCAUCGUUGCCAAAGCACGAGAAGCGCGAAAACCCGACAUUGAUGUAUCAAAGAUUCGCGCCGACUUGGUCAUCGACUGUGCUCGGUCUUCGGAGAACCCUCAGGUUCAAAGCACGGCCUUGUUACUCGCGGCGUCUUUGGCAUCUUUGGUGCCUGACAGGAUAUUGCAUACUAUCAUGCCGAUAUUUACUUUCAUGGGCCACAACCUAUUCGCGAAAGAAGAUGAAAGGUCAAUCUACGUCACAAACCAAGCAAUCGACCAAAUAAUUCCUCCUUUGGUUGCAACUUUGAAGAAACAGGAUGCCAAUAACCUGGUCCAUUCGACAUCUAGCCUGCUUUCGAGCUUUGUCACGGCAUUCGACCAUAUUCCGCCACAUCGGCGAGUUGCAUUCUACCAGAGAUUGCUGAACAGACUCGGUACUGAAGACUUUGCCUUUGCAAUCAUCGCCAUGCUUGCCUCGAGGAGACGGCAGCAGGAUACGUCAGCUUUCUUCUCGAAUUUGAUGGAUGCAUUGCCGGCUGCGACACAAAUAUCAACGCAGAGAGAGAUACUCGGGUUGGUGAAUGAUGUCUUCUCCACAAAUCCUCAUAAUGCAGAGCCCUUGCUUGACAUCACAAAGACCAGCAAGAAAGAACAACGAGAGCAAGAAGCCGAGGUCCUGCUCCAAACUUCUGCAAAACUGCUUGCAUCGAAAGGCUUCAAAGCGCAAGUCAAGCGCAUAGGCAGAUUGGGUGAGUCCGUUACCGAUGCAUUCUGGACCCAGUACAGAAAUUGCCUCACCCAGCUGCUGUCCAUGCUCAAGGAUCAAAAAGUGCAUCACCCAGCUUUGACAUCGUCCACACGGAAAUGUCUGAGCGCACUGUUGGAGUUGCCCUCACUAGCAGAGCUGCUGCAUGUUAUGCCUAAUCUCCUACAGGAGAUGGAACAAGUGGAUGACAAGGAGCUGCAACCUCUAGCCUUGCGUGUAUUGGCUACACAACUUCGACAUAACGCACCGAAAGAUAGCAAGACUCAGUCUGAGGCGAUGGCUCUCCUGCCUACUAUCGAGACUGUGAUUGACUCUACCAAGGAUGAAGCACUCAGACACGCAGCUAUCGCGUGCUUGGAUCGCAUUAUCGAGGUUUACGGCCGCAAGAGUCCCGAAGCGAUCAUGGCCGUUUCAAAUGUUUUGAUCGAUUCCGACUAUGGUCUCAACUCCCAAGACUCCAGGACGCAGGUCAUGUCUCUUCUCUGCUUGGCUUCUGCAAUGGAGGUCUUAAGAGAGGCAGCUGUCCCAAUUGUGCCACAGUCAAUGUCAAAGGUGCUGAGUUUGUUGGAUUCGAGCAUCGCAGACAAUGUCCGGAAUGCCGAGUUGCACAAUGCGGCUUUCACACUUCUGUCAUCGUUCUUGUCUCACGUGUCGUUCAUGGUGUCUGACGAGAAUGUGUCUGAGAUUCUGAAGGUGUGCCGCAAAUCAUGCUUCGCCAAUUUGGGAGCAUAUUGCAAAGAAUCCCGGGUUGAAACAUUGAGCUUGGUGGCCAACAGGAUCGAUCUGAGUACGGUAAUGGCCAGUCUGAACCAGGUGUGGAAGGAUACCUCACCAGAGCUCGAACUCGAAACGGUGACAGAAUAUCUCGAUCUUCUCUCUCAAGCUAUCAAACGUUGUACAAAGUCCACAGUCGUCCGCAACGCAGAGUCAAUAUCCACGUUCAUGCUGCAAGUGUUGGACCUCCGACGUCAGGCAGUCUCCGACAAUGGUCAAAACAGCUUGUCACCAGAGGAUAUCACCGCAAUCGAAUCGCAACUUCAAUUACUAGCUAUUCCAUUCAUCUACAAACUCAACGACACGACCUUCCGGCCGCUGUUUGAGACCUGGAUCGAGUGGGCAGUCAAACCCACUGAUCUGUCUGAAGCCGAGUUCACCAACGCCGCAAAGACUGCACGAACAUCGAGUCUCUUUGGGUUUGUCAACCACUUCUUUGCCACACUGAAGAGUAUUGCGACGAGCUUUGCAGGGUAUGUCCUUGGACCGGCGAACGAUAUCCUUCGUUCUACAAUCUCAUCCUCUAAUGCUGCUCUCUCGGAUCAUGAUGUUGCGCUGUACAAGUCGACCCUUAGAUUGCUGCGGACAGUCAUGGAACAUGAUGCAGAUGGCUUCUUCGCGUCGCCCAGCCACUUCUCUCCGCUGUCGGAGCUGCUGGUAUCACAACUCACUCUCUCUUCCAUCAAAUCCAAAGCCCUUCGUGCCGUCAUUCCGGAACUGGUCAUCCCUGCCAUCGUGGCCCUGGCAACGAGUACGAUGGACACGCCCUCGCACCACCAUGCGAUAAAUCACAAUUUGUGCCAAUUGCGGCACGAUGAAAGUGCUGGCGUGAGGUUGAGCGGGAUAAGAACUCACCUCGCGCUCACGCAGGAUGAGAAUGUGGGCGAGGAAUGGGUCAAUAACGUCGUUGUUGGCGCAAGUACUGAAGGUGUGGGUGGAAGUGGUGAGACUAUGGUAUAUGUAAAUGAGAGCCUCGAGGACGAUGACGAGGAAGUUGAACAAGAAGUACGCCGGUGGGUGCAGGUUGUGAGGGAAAUGGUUGGGGAGGAUGUUUUCGAAGCCUAGUCAGUGACAACAAGAUCGCGCAUAGGCAUGAUGGGAUGGAUGAUGCACGCAGAGUGUCAUCGAUUUACAGUGUGAGAUUGCUAUCUGACUAAAUGCGGAAGAUAUUAGACAGCCAUCACAGCCUUGCGAGAAGUUGACGGCCGAGUGUUGAACAGUGCAGCCUUGUCAAGAGGUGCUUUUCUCUGAAGCAAUAAGAGUGUCAAUCUCG